Molecule: messenger RNA, 1968 nt
Organism: Dreissena polymorpha
Lineage: Eukaryota; Metazoa; Mollusca; Bivalvia; Myida; Dreissenidae
Exons: 6
Coding region: 86-1123 (345 amino acids)
Molecular function (GO): protein binding
Source: RefSeq, a predicted model, not a curated record
UAUUUGAAUUUACGCACUUACCAAUCAGUCAGUUGAACAUGAAUGUUUGAAAAUAAUUGAGCGAGACUACGAAAAUAGGAGAGAAAUGGUCUUUGAUAAAUCCACGGUGUGUUGCUAUUUGUUACUGGUGUGUUCGUCCGUCUGUAUGGGAUGGUAUCUGAUAAUGGAUUACUACAUGGACGACAGCUGGUCGAGUUCAUUUGGGCAGAGGUGUGACAUGUCCAUCGAGGACGACUCGCUGUACCUGAACUCCCACCUGAACCACCUGAAAAUAGUAGAUUAUUCCGACAACAUACUGUGCGUGACGCAGCUUGACGCAGGCAAACGCAUUGGCGCAUUGUACAAACUGAAAUUUAAAUACUUCGACUUGGAGUCGUCUUUGAACUGCACAAACGACUUCCUUGAGAUCUACGACAGUGACGUAGAUGGGAUGACAGGGAAGGAACCCAUCAGAAGGUUCUGCGGCUCCGACGCGCCUAACAUAUCCGGUAUCCCCACCCAGAGGUACGUCGUGUUCCGCUUUAAGACGGACUACACCAUCGGAGGGGACGGAUUUCGUAUCCUAGCAACUAGAACAUUACCGUACCCAUGCUUUGAUGACUACUUUCACUGCAAGGCGGAGAACCGGUGUAUUGAUGGGCGACUCAAGUGCGACGGCACACCGCACUGUGAUGACGACGCCGACGAGGAAGGCUGCUCCGUGCUCGAGAAGAUAUUCGGUCCCAUCAUAGCGCUUGGUGUUUCCGGUCUUAUCGGCGUUGGUAUCUUGAUCGUGCUCGGCUGCACGGGUAUCUGUGUUGGCGUGUGCGUGUGCACGUGCUGCCGGAAGAGAUGCGCGCGUUUGUGUUGCCGGUCGCGUGGAAACGUGGUAACGCCUUCCUCGGGAGACGAGCUGGUGGCGAAGAAAACAGCUAAAACGGAUCAGUCGGUUGUCGAAGAGUCUGCCCUAGAGGCGCCUGAACGUUUCGAUGGACCAAUGUCCCUUGUUUUGGUUAUGGCGGACCCAACGGCCGCGCGAUCGCCGACGCCACCAAAUGAUAACAUCUCGCCGGUUGUUGGACAAAGGCCGACGUCAGUAACUGCUAGGAGCGAACGAUCGCCGACCCCUGCAGCACAACAAUAGCAACAACAGCACGAGCAAUUGUCGUUUUCUCGCAUAGGCUGCGAGAUUUUGCAAUGACAUAUGGUGGAAACAGAAGAUAUUUUACAAAAGUAACAGUCAUGUCAAAUGUAGACCUUUUUAACUUGUUUUGUUUUCUAGACAUUCAUUUUUUUAUUAUGUUAGUUUCAAGUGUGGUAUUGACAUAUUAUUUAAAAAAAAAUAUGUGUGUACGUUGACCAAAUUAUUUGAUGCACACAUGAUUUCAAUAUCUGAAACGGCCUAUGUAAUGAAACCUGACAAAGGGUUUUCGUUGAAAGAAAAAAACAUAUGAACCUUCAAAGACGCACCACGACACAAGCAUCAUCCUUGGUUCUUUUAGGUUUAAGAUUGACGCUCACAAUUCGAGCGUCAUACAUUUGAGUCGCGUUAUGUGAAAACUGGGCAUAAUGCAUGUGCGUAAAGUGUCGUCCCAGAUUAGCCUGUGCAGUUCGCACAGGCUAAUCAGGGACGACACUUUCCGCUUUUAUGGCAUUUUUCGUUUAAAGGAAGUCCCUUUUUACCGAAAAUCUAGUUUGCGCAGAAAGUGUCGUCCCUGAUUAGCCUGUGCGGACUGCAAAGGCUAUUCUGGGACGACAUUUUAUGCAAAUGCAUUAUGACCAGUUUUCUCAGAACAAGACACAUAUUAAUGAGCAUUAUCCUUGUUCAUGUUGUAAAAACUAUCAAACGAGUUAGGAAACCACCAGCCAAAUACCGUUAAUAUGAAUGGGAGUUAAGCAUGUUAUACUUUUAAAUUAGUGCUUGUUGCUUUUUUUCAAUAUUUUCCCUUUGACAAGUUCUAAAAUAACACACUGGCAGUUGUACACUAA